AUGACGGAUCACAGCAACAACUCAAUCAACCUCUACACCUGGGGUGUCUCUACAUUCGCCGCUGUCGGAUCUCUGCUAUACGGUAUCGACUCUGGUAUUAUUUCCACUACAAUCGCACAGGACACCUUCCUAGAAUACUUUGCACCAUUUGACCCAUCUAUCAAAGGCGCUGUUGUAUCUACCUUCGGUGCUGGCUCCUUCUUCGGCGUGUUAUUAGCUGGAUGGUCAGCCGACAAAUAUGGUGUGUGCAAGACCAUCUCAGGAUCUAUGUCGGGUUCGUCCGCUAAGUUUAUAGGUCGUAAGAGGACCAUACAGUUUGCCGCUCUUGUGGCCUUGAUCUCUGGGAUUGUACAGGCAGCGGCAGUCAAUGUAUCAAUGUUAAUAGUAGGCCGGAUCCUCGGCGGAUUCGCGGUUGGAGUAAUGAACCUGGCAAUUCCCAUCUAUAAUAGCGAAAUUGCGCCGCCGUCAAAAAGAGGCAUGGUGACUGGUCUCCAUGCACAAUUUGUAGGUUUCGGGUUUGCGGCCGCAAAUUGGAUCGGUUUUGGGUCCGGCUAUGCUAGCGGCUCUUUUAAAUGGCGCUUCCCCCUCGCGUUUCAAUGUGUCCCAGCGAUCAUUCUCCUGCUCGGUAGCUAUUGGCUUCCUUUCUCGCCCCGCUGGCUACUUGAACGCGAACGUGACGAGGAGGCAUUCGAGAUCGUAAAGCGUCUUCAUUCCGGCAGCGGACAGGAUGAUGUUGAGCUGCGUAUGGAGUUUGACAGGAUGAGGGAGCAGAUCAGGUACGAUAAUGCGGUGAAUGUUAGGAGUGUGAGGGAGCUUGUGACGAAGAAGAGCUAUCGGAAGCGAUUGGCGCUAGCUAUUACAGUCCAGGUUUUUACACAGCUAAGUGGAAUUAACAUCCUUUGCCUCCUUUACGUCGACACCUGGGGCCGCAAAAAGUCUCUAUAUAUCACCGGUCUCCUAAUGGCCAUUGACAUGUCGCUCAUAAUGUCACUCACCGCCGCCUUCGCCACCGGCACCAACCGUGUCGGUCAAGGCUGGGCCAUUGCCUUUAUAUUUCUCUUCUCCAUCAUCUAUUCGAUGGGCUUCAACAGUAUCCACAUCAUCUAUGUCCCCGAGAUCCUCAACCAGGCUAUCCGCGCCCAGGGUAGUAGUCUGUCCAUCAUGUGCAAUGUGUUAAUUAAUAUCCUGUUCAACCAAGUCUCGCCCAUCGCAUUUGCAAACAUCGGGUGGAGAUAUUACAGUGUAUUUAUAGUCACGAAUGUGCUUGGGGCGGUGACCGUGUGGAGCUGGUUUCCGGAGACAAAGGGGAGGAGCUUGGAGGAGGUUGGGGCACUUUUUGGGGAGGAGAUCGUGGUGGAGAGUGAUAUAGUUGCGGCCAAACUAGCGGUGGAAGAGGAGGAAGAGGUGGGCAUCGCAAGGAGGGGAACUUGA
Messenger RNA from Morchella sextelata, 1431 nucleotides. RefSeq lists its product as uncharacterized. Lineage: Eukaryota; Fungi; Ascomycota; Pezizomycetes; Pezizales; Morchellaceae. Gene Ontology annotation, biological process: transmembrane transport; carbohydrate transport. The transcript has 7 exons. Bases 1 to 1431 code for a protein of 476 amino acids. Gene Ontology annotation, cellular component: membrane. Gene Ontology annotation, molecular function: carbohydrate:proton symporter activity. The record is from RefSeq and is a predicted model, not a curated record.